AUGGUGUUUGGUAGUGUGAACAUUUCCCGAUUGAGUCUUCCAUUGGUUAUUCUCAUGUGCUGGACAGUGCAAAGUGUAUCAGCGCUCGAGCUGGGUGAAAGCUGUGUAAAUCCUGCAGGAGAAUCUGGCAAGUGUAUCCUCUUCCGAGAUUGCCAACCACUCGUCAACAUUUACAAUAAACCCAUUAACACGCCACAAGAUACAGAGUUCCUCACGCAAAGCCGGUGUGGUAUGAUACAACGAAAAACAUUGGUAUGUUGUGCAGGGUCUAUUCAGAAAUCUUCAUUACCAGAGCCUCCCCAUUGCGGUGUGCAACUGUCGGAUCGUGUUCUUGGCGGUCAGCCAACACACAUCGAUGAGUUUCCGUGGACGGCGUUGAUCGAGUUUCAGAAACCAGACGGAAGCUUUGGUUUCCACUGUGGUGGAUCACUUGUCAAUGAGCGGUAUGUUGUUACUGCUGCCCACUGCAUCAAAUCGAUCCCUCGCAGUUGGAAGGUCCAUCGUGUACGUCUUGGCGAGUGGGAUUUGUCAACGGCUAAUGAUUGUCAGGAUGGCUUCUGCUCCAAAGCGCCGAUCGAUUUGGACGUUGAGAAGAUUGUUGUUCACAGCAAUUAUGACCCGAAGGAUCAGAGCAAUGCCAACGAUAUUGCGCUGAUUCGUUUCACCCGAUCUGUUCAGUACUAUGAAACAGUACGACCUAUUUGUCUACCAUUGAGCGUAUCGCUUCGUAAUCGUAAUCAUGUCGGACAGCCGAGUUAUGCUGUCGGUUGGGGUAAAACAGAAACUGCUGCAGCGAAUGAGAUGAAGCUGAAAGUUGAGAUGAACGUCACUAGCUCGCAAGAGUGUGCACGAGCUUAUCAGCGUGGGGGAAUUUUGCUUAAAACCACACACAUGUGUGCUGGGGGUGUGCGUGGCAAGGACACAUGUAGCGGUGAUUCGGGCGGUCCUCUGAUGCGUCAAAUUGCUGGUGCAUGGUAUCUGAUCGGUGUGGUCAGUUUUGGACCACAAAAAUGCGGCACAGCUGGUAUACCAGGUGUAUACACUAAUGUUGCUGAGUAUGUAGAUUGGAUACGGGACAAUAUCUACUAG
Messenger RNA from Anopheles marshallii, 1089 nucleotides. Its product is annotated as CLIP domain-containing serine protease B4-like. Bases 1 to 1089 code for a protein of 362 amino acids. The transcript is spliced from 4 exons. Gene Ontology annotation, molecular function: serine-type endopeptidase activity. Gene Ontology annotation, biological process: proteolysis. The record is from RefSeq and is a predicted model, not a curated record. NCBI's taxonomy places the organism in Eukaryota, Metazoa, Arthropoda, Insecta, Diptera, Culicidae.